AAUUUUGAUGGGAGACAACCUCCAAUUCACUCUGAAUUUUACAAAUACAACACAACACAUAACAUGAAAUUUUUUAAAAAACUCUUAAAACUCUUUAAAAAACCGAAACAAAAUAAAGAUAAUUGGGAUGAUAUUUGUCAAAAGGUUGAGUCUUGGUCCACAAAGUCGACUGACAAUGAAGAAAGAUCUUAUGAAAUUCCCACACUAACAGUCAAUUUUGAAAAACAAUUCUCUGUUCUUGAUCUGAAGUUUUAUACAAGAUAUAAAGAGUAUGUUGAUGAUGUGAGAGUAAAAGAACAUGAGAAGUACGAAAAGUUCAAGAUGCACUUCUCAUUCUUGGAUGCACAUGUAAGAAGUUAUCACAACCUCUUUCAUGAUAGUUGUUGGUUUUAUCAUGAUAGUUGGGACUUAUUGCUAUGGAGAAGAAAGCAAUAUGAGGAGGAUUUUGAGUACACGAUAGGUGUAUUGAACAAAAAUUUUAGUUAUAUUUACUUACUUAACUAUGAUGAUUUGUUGGAUUAUGCUGAAAAUAAUUUAGUAUUUUAA
This is a messenger RNA of Dentiscutata erythropus, 546 nucleotides long. The record is from the annotation of a GenBank genome assembly. Lineage: Eukaryota; Fungi; Glomeromycota; Glomeromycetes; Diversisporales; Gigasporaceae.